This is a messenger RNA of Akanthomyces muscarius, 1512 nucleotides long. RefSeq lists its product as uncharacterized. Bases 1 to 1512 code for a protein of 503 amino acids. The record is from RefSeq and is a predicted model, not a curated record. Gene Ontology annotation, molecular function: heme binding; iron ion binding; monooxygenase activity. Lineage: Eukaryota; Fungi; Ascomycota; Sordariomycetes; Hypocreales; Cordycipitaceae. The transcript is spliced from 2 exons.
AUGUGGAUAGUCAUUGGCAUUAUCGCUGUUGUGGUAGGCGCCGUGGUGUAUGGAACCUCCAUGCCGCGAAAUUUUCCACGCAACAUCCCUAGAGUGCCUCUUUGGCUUCACUUCUACACUGUUCUUAGGGGCGCCUCCAAAUCUGAUCUCUACAACAAGCUUGUCCGAGAGCCUAUCGAGAAGCAUGGCGCUGUUGCCUUUUGGAAUGAAGGUGCAUGGACAAUUCUGGUCAGCAAGCCAGAGUAUCUGGCGCAAAUCUUCAAAAACAGUGACCGAACUCUGAAGAAGAAGGGCCUAGCAGAGAGAAUUCCAUGGGGCAGUGGUGCGAAACUUUUUGGCAUCAACAUCAUCGACUCGGACGACGAGCAAUAUGCAACCUUCCGCAAGCUUCUCAAAGACGGCUUCUGCCUUCCUGCAUCGCUCGACUCGUUCCGUGACAAGGCCAAAGCCUUGGCGGAGGGACUUUUGCACGACCAAAGGGAGCCGCAGAACCAAAAGUCAGGCGUGUUGAUUGGACCGCCUGUUUGGCGAUGGGCACUUUCUGUCUGGGGCGACUACUUUUUGGAUGCCCAAUUCGGCAAAAUGGACUACCGAACGUUCAACAUUCAGCAAAUUCUCGGAGUGCAAAACCGAAAGUUCAUGGGCAGACUCAAAGGUCUUUUCCCAUUCUUGGACAAUCUUCCCUUCAAGUGGGCAGUCACCAAACACUCGGACAAAUUGUUGCACCAGGUCCAGCUGGGACUGGUUCGCCUUGCCGAUGAGAGAUGCAAAUUGCCGCCGCCCCCCGGUGGCGAGAAGAAGAUCGGAUUCAUCCUGCAUCGCGCACGCGAGGAAAACCUCAUGUCCGAUUAUCACUUCGAAUGCAACCACAAGCAGCUCUUCAUCGCCGGCCACGAGAAUGUGGAAACUACACUCAACUCGGCCAUGGAGGAGCUCGGCGCCAACCCACACAUUCAAAAUCUUCUUCGAGAGGAAGUCACAAAAGACAUUCCUUGGGACUAUUCAUUCAAGGAUCUCGACCAACUCCCUCUUCUCAAUGCCGUGAUUUACGAAGCGCUGCGCCUUUACCCUCCCCUUGGCCACAUGUCGAACCGCAUCGCAACAGUGCCCUACGUGCUGGGAGACGACAUCGCGGUGCCGCCGGGUAUGAUGCUUGGCUGGCACGCAUACGGAGUGCAGACCGACCCGCAGGUUUGGGGAGAAGACGCUCGCAAGUUCAACCCUCUCCGCUGGGGCAAAGACUCCGCUAGUCUCAAGCAGCAGCUGCGCCAAAGACAGGCUCGUGGUCAGUAUCUGCCAUUUGGCAUAUAUGGAAGAAAAUGCCUCGGAUACAAUAUCGCAAUGCAGAUGCUGCAGUGCGCCUUGUGCGAGCUUGUGCGCAACAUCGAGUGGAGGCACCCCAACGGCUACACCUUUUCCUACGGCAAGGCUGCUCUAGUUAUGCCCGACAACAUUACAAUGGAGAUUGUGGAAAGGCGAAGCGUGCCCGAGAAGCUGGUGCAAGAGGAAUGA